AAAAACUCACACUUGCAGAAAAACAACAUCCACUUCUACCCAUCUACAACCAACCAAACAACGACCUCUCCAGCUCUCACCAUCUUCAAUUCGCCUUUCCUACCUGAACCUACAUAUUGACACUACUUCGCCUUGUCUAUACGACUUUCUACCUAUUCUCCUACUGUUACCUAACGCAACCUGCAACCUAGAAACCUGCAUACAAAAGACAUACCUGCGCUUGCAUUUUCAUCAUCUACUAUUUUUACUCACGCCCGUUGCCCGUUUUUAAUCACGAACCUUGAAAGUGUAAAAAAUACGCCAAGGCGAGCAAACAAGCUCCUCCACAAAUCCCACUAACGACAACCUUUUUUUCCUACGGACGAUCACCUCAUUCCUUUUUACUAUGCCUUCCUCUGCUGUACAAAACCCUCCCGUGCAGACGGAGUCUAAGUCUGCGAAGAAGAAGAAGGCUAGGGCGAUUCGUACCGAAUCGCCUGCCCCGUCCGCUUUGUCUAUCCCCGAUAAACCCGCUUCCGUCGCCGGCCAAGAUGGUCAGGAUGACACUUCUGAGAACGCAUAUAUUCGAGAGCUUCAGAAGAACAUCCGCAACCUUAACAAGAAGAUCACCAACGCCUCCAAGACGGAUGCCUUGAUCGAUCAGCACAAGGACAAGUCGUUGGAUCAGCUCGUCGAGGAGAAGAUCAUCAAUGUCGACCAGCGCGCCCAGCGCCUGAAGAAGCCCCACCUUGAAUCUCAGCUCGCUCAGCUGGAGGAGCAGCUAGCCCAGUACAAGAAAGUUGACGAGGACUAUCGAUCCCGCUUCGCUGUCGAGAAGGCUAGCUUAGAGAAAUCUCUCUCCGAGAAGUUUGAGAAGGAAAAAGCCGAUGCGGUUGAUGAAGUCAAGAAGCAAGCUGCGGCUGACGCCAAGAACAUCAAGCACGAUAGUCUCCUCGUUUUGUCGCAGUUCCUUCGAUUGGCUGCAGCUCGACGAACCGAGGAAGCCGACCCUACUUCCGACGAGAACAUGGCUUUGGAGGGCGUCCUUCUCAAUGUAUACUCUGGUGAUGAGAAUGCAGUUUCGACUAUGAUCAAACUUAUUGAGGGAUCGGAAGAGACUACGUUCGGCGUUUCUGGAGACCAACUUCAGACGACUUUUGGUCAGGUCAAGGCUGCCGCUGAGGCCCAUGCUGCCCAAAUCGCUGCCCUCGAAGCAGCUGCCGCAGCCGAGCAGGCGGAAGCCGUUGGUGAGGCUGGUGCGGUCAAUGGCACCGACCCGACCGUUGCCAAUGCCGGCCUUACUGAAAUCGACAGUAACGGCACCACCGCCCCGUUGACUAACGGCCAUACCGAAAAGUCGACCGCCAGCUCGGACGUGCCCGCGAACAAUGACGUCGGUGACAACGCUGCUAAUGCUGCAGCUGAGUCUCAAUGGGACCAGAGCAACGAUUUAAGCGCUUCCGUUUCCCAGGAAGACUGGGUUAAAGUCCCUCGUGACCCUACCGAGACCGAUACUGGUCUAACCGCGACUCCCGCAUCCGCCGGGAACGUCCAAUCUUGGGCUGACGAACAGCCCGAGAACCCUCCUCAGGCACGUGCUCCAGCCGACGCAAACGACGGAUUCCACCAAGUCCUGCGCAACCGACCCCAACGAGGUGACCGUGAAGGUGGCUACCGAGGGCGCGGCCGAGGCGACUUCCACCGAGGCGGCUACCGAGGACAUGGUGAGGGACGAGGUCGUGGUCGCGGACGCGGUCGCGGCGGUCAGCGUGGCGGAAGGCCUCGAACUGAGGAAUCGUAGAGGAUUCAAUCCCAUACUUAUCCACCGCGGUCUUACUGUCGCAUCUCUCGGGAUCGGCUCCUGGCUAGAGAAUCGUGGCGAUCAUCUUCUUUGCUCUCAACUACAUCCGGACCCCACCCACCUGGUUGUAGGGGAGAACACUCGACGGAACGGCACUAGUUUACGGAAGUGCAUAUGUAUUUUGUAAAAAGGGAACUGGUGGGACGUCUACUGCAUCGUAUUUGCCCUCUGAUUUCAGGAGGGAAUGGAGUACAGUGGAAACGAACCGGCGUCGGCAUUUCCGCAACGGGUCUGCGGCUGGUAGGAAGGGAAUUCCAGGUGUUUGUCUGUACCAAAAAGCCUUGCUAGCAUUUACGACACGCGAAAAAGUUGGCUGGAGUCAAUGGUUAAUGACACGAUGACCAUGAUACUCCUUUUUUUCCUCACUUCUUUUUUUCCCGGCGUGUGCACUAUGACGACGUGAUAGGAGACGUGCUUCGUUUCUUACGUUUGACUCUUUCGAUUUGAUCCUUAUUAAAUGUGUAGAUGGGGUGGGAGGGGGUUGGUAUGAACUAAAAGCCAAAGAGAGUAGUGAGUAGCUUAAGAGGCGAACAAAGGGCUUGGUUAAACCUGAAUUGCUGAGUCGCGUAGGUAAGUAGUUCUUAUGUGUCUAACCUUCGGUAACCGCUCAUAUGUUGAGAUAAGUCAAAAAU
Annulohypoxylon truncatum is the source of this 2472-nucleotide messenger RNA. RefSeq lists its product as uncharacterized. The coding region runs from base 386 to 1780 and encodes 464 amino acids. The transcript has 5 exons. The record is from RefSeq and is a predicted model, not a curated record. NCBI's taxonomy places the organism in Eukaryota, Fungi, Ascomycota, Sordariomycetes, Xylariales, Hypoxylaceae.